AUGCAAUGUUUUGAUACUAAAAUACAAUGUGUGAAUUCUAAGGAAUGUAUAAAUUCAAUUGAUCUUUGUAAUGGUCGUGUAGACUGCAAAGAUGGUUCCGAUGAAUCGCUGGAGUUAUGCAUUAAUUUUCGUUGUGUGGGCUUUACAUGUGGUUAUGGUGGAUGUAUUAGUAGUAAUGCUAAAUGUAAUGGUAUAAAAGAGUGUGCUGAUGGCUCAGACGAGGCCUGGCAGUUGUGUACAACACCACGAAAAUUCGAUAUUCAAACAAUUGUAACACCGACUGCAAAUGUAAAUCCAGCUAAUAUAGCUAUACAAACAUCCGCCCAAUGCAUUAUACCAAAUAUACCAGAACUAGAGGAUUUGAUAUUUAAGCUACAUCCUCUAAAUGAAACUAUUCGAAUAGGUUCAUUUGUGAAUGAUUUCGAAAUCAUACAUAUCGAAUGCCAAAACAAUUAUUUUUUAAAAGGUCAAACCAGUCUUAUGUGUGAAAAUGGUAAAUGGAAUUUUGAUUUUCCUUCCUGUAAGGGCUAUUGUGAUGGUGCACGCUUGAGCGGUCUUUCCAUACGGGCUGUUUGUAAUUAUGGAAUACGUUUUGCGGAGUGUCCUAAAAGAAUUCCUUCUGGUACUAAAAUUAAACUUUAUUGUAACUUUGGUUACACUCGUAAUCCGAAUGUUCCACAAUUAAUACAAUGCUUACCAGAUGGCAGUUUCGAUGCAAAUCCUCAGCCCUGCAUUCACAGUUGUGGCAUGGUAUCUUCUUUUAUGUUCCCCCUAUAUACCCGUGCUAUUCACAUAAAACCUAGCCCAGCACCGUGGCACGUAUCUAUACAUGAAUAUAAUGGUAUUAAUUACAACUACAUUUGUAGUGGAUCUAUUGUUUCUCCUCGUGUUGUAAUAAUCGAUCAUUUAGGUUAUACUAUUUAUCUUAGCCUUCUUUCUUAGCCGCCCAUUGCUUUUGGAAUGAAUUAACUUUAACUAUAAAA
Molecule: messenger RNA, 983 nt
Organism: Lucilia cuprina (Australian sheep blowfly)
Lineage: Eukaryota; Metazoa; Arthropoda; Insecta; Diptera; Calliphoridae
Product: modular serine protease-like
Exons: 3
Coding region: 1-942 (313 amino acids)
Cellular component (GO): plasma membrane
Molecular function (GO): protein binding
Source: RefSeq, a predicted model, not a curated record